Cyprinodon variegatus (sheepshead minnow) is the source of this 2355-nucleotide messenger RNA. Its product is annotated as valine--tRNA ligase, mitochondrial-like. NCBI's taxonomy places the organism in Eukaryota, Metazoa, Chordata, Actinopteri, Cyprinodontiformes, Cyprinodontidae. The record is from RefSeq and is a predicted model, not a curated record. Gene Ontology annotation, biological process: valyl-tRNA aminoacylation. The annotation marks the transcript as partial. Gene Ontology annotation, molecular function: valine-tRNA ligase activity; aminoacyl-tRNA deacylase activity; ATP binding. The transcript is spliced from 20 exons. Gene Ontology annotation, cellular component: cytosol.
GUGGAGACUAAGGAUGUUUCUGGGCCGACCUUGAUGUCCGUCCCUGGAUAUGAGAACCAGGUGGAGUUUGGGACGAUGUUCACCUUUGCGUAUCCUGUAGAAGGUCAUGACGGUGAAGUGGCAGUGUCCACCACUCGUCCUGAGACUAUGCUUGGAGAUGUGGCCAUCGCUGUUCAUCCUGAUGAUCCUCGAUACCAGACUCUCCAUGGACGGCGGUGUCGGCAUCCUUUCACCAACAGACUCCUUCCUAUCAUUGCUGACUCUGUGGUGGACAUGGUGCUGGGAACAGGCGCUGUGAAGGUGACUCCUGCUCAUGACUUCGUAGACUUCCAUCUGUCUCAGAGGCACUCUCUGCCGCGGCCCUCCGUCAUCGGAGGCGAUGGGACGAUGGAGCCGCUGUGCGGAGCGUGGCUGGAGGGCGUGAAGCGGUUCGAUGCCAGGCAGCUGGUUGUUGACGCUCUUGUUGAAAAGAAACUUUUCCGAGGGAAGAAGAAUCACGCCAUGUCUUUACCCAUCUGCAGCCGCUCUGGAGACAUCAUUGAACCUCUUUUAAAAAAGCAGUGGUUUGUUCGCUGCGAUACAAUGGCUCAGAAAGCCAUACAGGCUGUGGAGGACGGACAGCUGGAAAUCAUUCCUCAUCAUUACACUAAGACGUGGAAGAACUGGCUGUCCAACAUCAGUGACUGGUGCAUUUCCAGGCAGCUUUUAUGGGGUCAUCGGAUCCCAGCUUACCAAGUAGAGCUUCCCGACUCCACACCUAAAGAACAGGAGCUGUGGGUCUGGGGCCGAAGUGAGGCGGAGGCCAGACAGAGAGCCGCUGUGAAAUAUGGAUUAAACCCAGAGGACAUCACUAUGCGACAGGACCCAGAUGUUCUGGACACCUGGUUCUCCUCGGCGCUGUUUCCGUUCGCCAUGCUGGGCUGGCCAGAAAAGACCUCUGACCUCCAGCACUUCUACCCUAACUCUGUUCUGGAGACCGGCAGUGACCUCAUCUUCUUCUGGGUGGCCAGGAUGGUGAUGCUGGGGUCCGAGCUGACUGGACAGCUCCCGUUUAAACAGGUUCUGUUUCACUCCCUGGUGCGGGACAAAUAUGGCAGGAAGAUGAGUAAAUCUCUGGGAAAUGUUAUCGACCCUUUAGAUGUCAUACAUGGCGUCUCUCUGAAGAGACUCGAGGAGAAAGUGAAGGAGGGAAACCUGGACCCAAGAGAGCAGUUGGUUGCCAUGGAAGCGCAGAGGAAAGACUACCCUAAUGGAAUACCUCCAUGUGGGACAGACGCUCUGAGAUUCGCUCUUUGUUCUCACAGGAUGCAGGGUGAAGACAUCAGUUUGUCCGUAUCUCAAGUUCUCAGCUGCAGGCACUUCUGUAAUAAAAUGUGGCAGACCCUCAGAUUCACUUUGGGAGUUCUGGGUGAUAAAACGACGCCAGUGGAAACACUUGAAAAGACGGCUCCUCUGGGCAGCAUGGAGCGCUGGAUCUGUUCCCGCCUCUACAGCACGGUGCUGCAGUGCGAGGAGGCGUUUGAAGCUUGCGAGCUGCAUCUCGUCACCUCCGCCCUGUAUUCUUUCUGGGUGCACAACCUGUGUGACGUUUACUUGGAAUACAUAAAGCCUGUGCUGCUGAAAGACGACGGGGGGGCGGAUGUCCCAGCUGACAGGAGCAGCAAGCAGGUGGCCAGCGCUGUUCUCUAUCACUGCGUGUCUUCGUCUCUCGCUCUGCUCUCUCCCUUCAUGCCUUUCAUCACCGAGGAGCUGUGGCAGAGACUCCAACCGUUCAGACCUGAAGCCCAGGCCCAGGCCAGCCUGUGUUUGCAGCCUUAUCCCACAUCCCGCCAUCUGACACACUGGUAUUUCCCUGAGGUGGAGAGGGACUUCCUGCUGGUCCAGGACGUUAUCCGAACAGCUCGAUCUCUGCGAGCCCAGUGUGGCCUGACCAAAGAGAAACCUGUCAUGUGGGCAGUGUGUUCGCCCAGCCAGGCGCAGACGCUCCUCCGCUUUGAUUCAGCUCUUCUGACUUUAAGUCGGAUCUCAAGCCUCCAGAUCUACUGUCCAGAUCAAGGAGGUCCCCCCCCCUCUGUCCACUCCACACCUCCACCCACUGGAUGCUUCAUCGGCGUGGUAGACCACACCUGUCAGCUGCACCUUCACAUCCGAAGUGGAGUCGAUGCUGACAAGCAGAUUCAGCAUCUUUCUCAGCGAAGAGAGAAGCUUCUUCCAAAGCUGGAGGAGAAUCUUGGCAGACUGCAGUGUCCCAACAGUCGGAUGAAGAUUCCAGCACACAUCAGGGAGCAGCUGCAAAGCAAGGUGAGCGCUGGAGGAGAGGGGAUACCUGGCUUCCUUCCUGCCUCCAAGAUUUAA